Molecule: messenger RNA, 5835 nt
Organism: Protopterus annectens (West African lungfish)
Lineage: Eukaryota; Metazoa; Chordata; Ceratodontiformes; Protopteridae
Gene: ZNF385A
Product: zinc finger protein 385A
Exons: 9
Coding region: 781-2136 (451 amino acids)
Cellular component (GO): nucleus
Molecular function (GO): nucleic acid binding; zinc ion binding
Source: RefSeq, a predicted model, not a curated record
CAUAACUGGCCGAUGUCCUUGUACUUUAUAUCAGGAAGGGUGUUUAAAAGUCCUUGGAAAAAAUAAAUCAUUUCAUUGCAUCUCUAAUGUUAAAAUUUGAGGACAGUGUAUUUUUGGGGAGGCGGGUAGGAAGGGGCUGCACUGAUUUUGAUGAAGCGGGGUAUCGCUUGAGGAGACGUCUGCAGGCUUGCCUAAUUUGGAAAGAGGCACAGGUAAAGCAUUAUUUCCUGGAUAUGGGUGUGGAUUCUAAAGGGGUGGCCUGUUGCUGAAAGUCAGUUUACCUUACUGUUACAGUCAUAAUGGCUGUUGGAAGCACAAUUCCGAACCCAGGUAGUUUAUCAGGGGCGUCAAGGUGCUCAUUUAACGUUAGAAUUCUCUUCUUUUUUACUGACAGUCUGUUUUCUGUCUAAAGGGAGGGCCUGCUGAAAAAAAAGCGAUUAUUGUGUCAUACAGCACCACCUUCCCUCCUGAGCCCCUCCUUCCCAUGUGCUGCAUGCCUCCACUCUCUUUCCCAGUGGCUCACAUUGGUAGUCCUACACGGCAGAGGUACAGAGGGGCUCAAACAGGCGCGCACACAGAGGGGCGCUCGUUGGUGCGCACCGCUGACUUUCCUAUUACUUUUUCAUACAUAAGGAUUCUGACAGCUGCUGGCCCUUGCCGGACCUGCUGCUUCUCUCCCUUGGCCCAAGGAGAGAACACGCGACCACCAGCAUCCAUCAGAACUAACCUGGGGACCCUGCUUCUGUUUGUCGUUCAUCCGCCUACUGCUGCAGUUGGAGAAUGAUACUGGGUGGCAUAAACCGGAUUGGGACAGUCCCCACCAUCCUGAGGACACCUGCCACCAUGAUACAACCCACACUGGACCUAAAGUCAUUUUUGCAGUUCCCAGUUGAAGGACCACCAGCUAUCAGCCUGUUUCCAAACUUCAGUCACAUAAGGCCUCGAUCCCUAGAGCCUGCCAGCACUGCAGGGCAUUUCUGGAUGGAUCCGGUGCAAAAGGCUGUAAUAAGUCAUACCUUUGGGUUUCCAUUAAUAAAAACAAAACGGCCAGUCAUAUCUUGCAAUGUCUGUCAAAUUCGCUUCAAUUCUGAGAACAUUCAGUGCGAUGGAGUGCACCAUCUACAGGACAGACAGUACAAACAGAACCAGGCUGAGGCGCAUUACAAAGGGAACAGGCAUGCCCGGCGGGUGAAGGGGAUUGAAGCAUCCAAAACCAAGCAAAAAGAUUCAGCAACCAGUACGAGUGAACAUAGCAGCAGCACUGAGACCAGCUUAAACUGCAGUCCAACUGAACCAUAUCCACCAGGUCAGCAGCAACAGAUGUCACCAGUCUCAAACGGUUCUUCUGCUGCACAACAAACAAUAUCCAUCUCCUGCAUGCUUCAGCGAAGUACUAUUGCUGCAACAACAUCAGUAUCUAUGAUGCCUACUACUCAAAUUUCUGAGACGAUCCAUAGUGCAGUUCAAGUAAAUGGGCCAACAAACGAAGCAUCCACAGCUAUAGGGGCACCAGCUAUUAACGGGAAUGUAGCAGUUGCAAACUCAGUAUCCGAGGAGGACAAAGCCAAGAAGCUGCUAUACUGUUCUGUCUGCAAAGUGGCUGUUAACUCACUGUCACAGCUGGAGGCACACAACAAAGGCACCAAACAUAAGACCAUCCUGGAGGCUCGCAGUGGCUUAGGCCCUAUAAAGUCCUACCCCCGGCUGGUUUUGCGAUCCAAUGGAGAGUUAGGUUUCCAAGACCCCAAUGUUCAAGAGCGGACAUUUCACUGUGAAAUCUGCAAUGUGAAGGUGAAUUCUGAAGUUCAGCUUAAGCAGCACAUUUCAAGUAGAAGGCACAGAGAUGGUGUCGCAGGGAAGCCCAACCCUCUCCUAAGCCGGCACAAAAAACUGCGGACUGCCUCUGAUCUAACUACGAGCCUGGCAUUCCAUAAAGAGUUUCCAAAAACUUUGACCACUGGACUUUUUCCAAAUCCUCUUGUAGCUGCAGCAAUGGCAGCUGCUUCAUCUAACCCCCUGUCAUUACGCACAUCUGCUCCACUCAUACAAGCACCACCGCUCACACACCACCUGCUGCGGCCUGCUCCAGGACCCAUCCGGACUUCUCACUGCCCCAUUCUCUUUGCUCCUUACUGAGGAUAAAUACCUUGCAAUACACUUGAAAUUUGCAGACUGACUGGUAUGAAUAGAAUCUCAGCACUAUAUAUCUUACAGACUGCUACUUAACCUUCAGACAUGCUGGAGUGUUUCACACAUACAUUUGUAUAUGUGUGGUUCAAACACAUCUUCUAGACCAGUUACAUGUGAACAUCAGUCUACAGUGGGACAAUAAAACUGCAAAGCUGUGUAUGGGGUGGUUUGAAUGUAACCCCUUAUGAAUUUCCUCUCCCUUAAGAAAUGUUAUACUACUUAAAGGUAUAAGGCACUGUAAGGUCUCCUUAGAAACACCCCACUUCAAUCAUUCUGAGUCUCUUUGGUGUCUAAGAAGUCCUCAAGUUAUUUGUGUAAGUCAGUCUUACACUUUUUUUUUCAGGGAAAACUUUGUCAGGUACAGGGGGUGGCAAGUUACAUCUGGGGCAUUAAGAAGAUGGUCAAUAAAGUUGUCUGUUAUGAAAAAUGUGUAUUGGGUCAUAUAACAAAAUGUAUAUUUGAUAUAUCUAAUGAGUGGUCAGUGGAGCCACUAUAGCUAGUGGUGAAUGAGAAUCCAAUGUAACAAUGGCAGUUUGGCACUUAGGGUACUGCAGUUUGCAAACUGUGGUUACACUUUUAUCUACAAGUACUAACCUCAUUAUUUGUUUCAAAUUCACAAUUGAUAUAAUGUAUAAUGUAACAGUAGUAUCGAUGCGAAAGUUAUAGUGUGAGGGAAACAGCAAGAUUUCACAUCCAUUUUGUGACAUUUGUAUUUUUAAGGUGUACUAGUACAAAGGCCCUAUGCUCACCUUAUUAAAAAAAUAGUAUGCAGAUGUCAUACCAGCAUAUGCACACUACAUGAGACCUAAAAAAGUCUUCCCAAAAUAAGGGUCUUUAUGCUGAGCUCACUUUGAAUCCAAGUGAAGCCUUCAUCGGCCUCCAUAAGGACUGUGACAUGAAGAUGUUAGUGAGUAUAUGAAUGUGGAAUAUGCAUGGAAAUCUAUAUACUGGUAUCUGCUAAAACUGCAGCAACUUUCUUUACUCUUAGAAGUGAAUGUUCUACUAAGUUUAAUUUUAACAGGGUACUGAUUUGAGUAUCAGGGAUAUCAGCUUCCGUUUAGGAAAAAAAAGUGAAAACAGCCGAUUGUGCAACUAUAUUACAGAAUUUGUCACCAAAGUCAUGACGUCUAACCCCUACGUCUUUUUUUUCUCAUUACUUUUCAAUGAAUGUUUUGUGUAUGUGGGGUGGGUGUGCGUGUGUGUGCAAUCUGUUUGUGGUUAUUGAAAAAGCUAAUGACUCAUCUGCACCAUUAAGAAGUCAUUAAAUAAUAGAUUAAAAUUAGAAGCAGUUGCAGAUGAAGUUAGGCAUGGAUACGUCGGGGAAAGUAUGACAUUGCUACUCCUCAAGCAUUGCUAUAUACCUUAGACUAAACAUGAAUUAAUUAGUUCCCAUCAAUGCCUUCACCUCUUAUAGUAAUGAGUAAAAUACAAUGCCUUGAAGGAAAUGGCCACAUUGUGGGGAGGCACAAAGUAAGAGUUGCUGUUGUACGAUUUUUAGGAGUGCACAGAACCUGCCACUGCAUUUAGAGUAAGCAAAUGAGGGCAUUCCAUUCAUUUGAGUGAUACAUUUUGUAAGACAUUAAGUUUUAUAUACCAUCCACUAACCUUAUUAAGAAUACAAAUGAUAGUACUGAAAUCUUAACUGUCCAUUUUUCGCAAUUUAAACAUGUAACGCAUGGUACAUUUUCAGGAGUAUUUUCUGUAUCUCCUUGAUACUGUAUGAAGCAAAUAGGCCACUGGUUCAAACGUUUAUUUCAACUAUUCCCUGUAGUUCCGAUGAGCUGAACGUAUCAAACUGAAAGUCUGAGGAACAUAAAUGAAAAAGAGUUUUAAGUGUCAUUCAUAAGUCAGUAGUUUCUGCACCUCAUGUCAUUAGUAAGGUUAUAAGUUGAUAGCUUCCAUCAUUUCUGCACUGUGUAAUACAUUGGACAAAAAUGAGACUCUAUGCCUUCACAUUUCUAGGUUGCUUUAGGAAUUGUCCCAUAACACUUACCAUAGAUUUGCUUCUGGUAUCAGAAGUAGAGCAUUAUGGUUGCUUGCAGUGCAAACUCAUCAAGUCAGAUUCAUUCCAAGGAACAAAGAUCUUUAUACCACACAUUCUCAAAAUACCUAGCAGACAGAAAUUCAGCUUUGUGGUGAAUGUUUGAAAAAUCAGGGGUGUAUUAUGUUUAAGAUUUGUCUGGAAGUCAGAUAAUUCUCUAAAACAGAAUUCAAGUUCCAGCUAUUCUUGGGCAGCAAAUCAAGAGGUCUGGAUAUAUGAACUAGGCCAUUCAGAUAUUACUGUACAUGAAAAGACAAAAAAAUGGUUGCAAGGUUGGCACAGAUACAAUGGGACAGAGGUCAGAAUUUGGUAUGUGGUGAAUCCUGCCAAUAGAUUUAGGUAAGGCAAAUGAGAUUUGAGGCCAUACCAUUGCCAGUCAAAUGCCAACAAGGAUAAAAUGGAUACAGUUUUAAGUCUAAGAUAUUUUGGAAACAGCAUUUUUGGUAUAGUUUGUAGUACUUCGAUUGACGUAUGGUCUUUCUAGUUCAGUGCAUGAGUGUCCAUGUCAUGAGUUACUGAAUGCAUCGUACCUCACAUGCAGUGAAUCAUUCUUUUUCCAGACAGUACCACACUGACGCUAAUAGCUGGGAAUCCUUUGGCUACAGUAUCUCGUCUGGUAUGUGGUGAUAACAUCUGACGAUGCAAACAUAUCUUCAUCUAGUGCAGGCAAAAGUGAAUUUAAGCCAUAGCAUUUGGGAGGUAUCUCAGGUUUUGGCUAAAUCAUCAUAGAUGAACAAACCCCGGGAUAGUUCCUUUUCAUUUUACAAGUGCUGCCACAAUACUCAUCUGCCUUUGAAAUAAAGAUGCUCUUUUUUUUUUCAACAAGCAAGCCAUUCUGAGUGCUUCAGCUCAAGGACAGAGAUCUUCUGGUGGGGUUGUGCAUCAAAUAUAGACACUUUCGCUGUUAACUUCUCAACUUCUCUCCACAUGUGAUGUGGGAAAUGAUUUUACUUUUCAAAUAUUUACAUGUAAUGUUGCUACCAUAGCUAACUGUAAGUUGCAAUAAUUAAAACAGUCUAUCCUCAAUGUAAAAUGGAAUAUAUUUAUAAACAGAUCUAGAUCUUCUUUAAAAGAAAACAAAGGAUGCAUACUUAAGCUAAUGGAACCAAUUGUGUGCGAUUCACAAUUUGUCGCACAGCACUUUGGAUUAGUCUCAUGAAGAUGACUUCCACAUGUUUGGUGUGACUUCCACUGUUAUUUUUGUUUUUCAUCCACUUCCUACAAUUGAGUAAGACAAUAUACUUCUUAAGCAGGUCAUCCACUUGUGAGGAUGGAGAUGCAAAAUCAGGCACCCAAGGACUUAAGAAUACAUUUCAUUAGUUUAAUUUUACUUUGCAAUUUUUUUUACUAUUGGUAUUGAUGCGUUUUACUGCCUCAUUUGAGGCCAUGUCUUUAGCUUUUACUGAAAUCAAAUUGUCUGAUUAUAUUACACUGAUGAGAAAUAUUAACUGUCAGAGUUUUUAUUUGCAAACACAUUAAUGGCCACCUAUAUCUGUUUAUGAACAGAUCAUUUAGAAAUACUUCAGUGUAUAAUGGCUGACAAGUCAGCAGUUCUGUUGCUUGGAAUAAAUUGUUCAUUAAUUAAAGUAUAUGUAGUUGCUUCA